AUGGCAAAAUCAUCUUCGUCUGGUUUGAUAGGAGUUGCCUAUCUUCCUCAUGGUACAAUGCUUUUAGAUCCGAAUCGAGAAGAUCUUCCUGAUGGUGUUAAAGCUCUUCAUUUAUGUUGUAUGAAUAUAAGUGAAAAAAUAGCUGAAUUAAAUCCUGAUCUUAUUAUUCUUUUAACUCCUCAUGGACUAAAUCUUCAUCAAGCUAUUAAUAUUUAUCAACCAGCUAUAGCAAAUAGUCGAGCAAGUGGAAAUGCUGAAUGGAAUAAUAAUUGGAAUGAUUAUAGUGUUGAUGUUAGUUUAGAUGGUGAAACAUGUCAAGAUUUAUAUUUAUAUCUAAAACAAAGUUUACCAAGAGUAGAAGGAAUGUUAGCUUUUUCUGGUUUAAGUGUUCCAUUGAGAUGGGGUGAAGUUGUACCAUUAUAUUUUGCUUUAUAUCAAUUAGCAUUAAAAACAAAAACAAAUAAUUCUACACUUAAACAUAUUUCAGUUGAAUCUAAACCUAAAGUAAUUAUUAUUGCACAACCAGUGAAAGGAACAACAAUUGAAGAACGAGAAUCAUUUAUUGAAGAACAACGAUCUUAUCUUGUAAAAUUUGGUCGAUUAAUUCGAUCAUGGUGUAAUAAAUCAUCACAACGUAUUCUUCUUGUUAUAAGUGGUGAUCAAGCUCAUACACAUGCAUGGUCUUCACAAUUGCCAAUAAUUUAUCAACCUGAUUCAUCGUGUUUUUCAAGAUUUCCACAAUGUGGUACUGAAUAUUCAAAAUUAUUUGAUGAAAUUAUUCAUGAUUGGAUAAAAGGAAAACGUUCAAAUUCUGAAAAUGAUUUAUAUUAUUUAGAUGAAAAUUUAUUAAUUAAUGAAGCUGGAAAUAUAGAAAAAUUUGCUCUUAGUUGUGGUUAUGUUGGAUCAUUGACAAUGCAAGGUAUAAUGGAAAAUGAUUUGAUUCAAAAUCGAAUAGAUGAUUCAUCAAAAUCAAUUGAUCCAUCUUCUCAUUGGUUAUUAACAAAUUUCAUUUCUUCUUCUCCAACAUAUUAUGGAAUGAUGGCUGCUUUGUAUAUUCGAAAUUUUAAAUAA
Rotaria sp. Silwood1 is the source of this 1071-nucleotide messenger RNA. Lineage: Eukaryota; Metazoa; Rotifera; Eurotatoria; Philodinida; Philodinidae. The record is from the annotation of a GenBank genome assembly.